GCCGGGCGGCGGCGCCCGGCGGCGGCGGGCGGCGGCCGCCGAGGGAGGGGGGCGAGCAGCGGCACGCCGACUACAUGGCGGGCAUCCGCGAGCUCGCCGUGGAGGCGCUGCGGUGGCCGCACCUGGCGCCCUGGCAGCGCCUCGAGUGGGCGGCGGCGCUGCGGUACGACGCCGUGCCAGUGAAGGAGCUGCCGCCCUGGUGGCUGGCUCCGAGGAGCCUGACGCGCAGGGACAUCGGCGUGGACCUGGUGAGCCUGGACGGGGAGCGGGCGGUGCAGUGCAAGUGCUGCAACGGCACCGUGCAGACGAAGGACGUCACCCACUUCAUAUGCACGGCGCAGAACGUGUUCAGGGCGUCCGAGAUCAUCCUGGCGACGUCCGAGACCUCCCGCCUGACCAGCGGCGCAGCAAUGGUCGUUGAGUCUGUUGGCGUGAGGCACGACGUUUUGCCGAGCACUGUCAUCGAUGAGCUACUGUCCAGCACUGCAGCAGCGCUCCCACCGCCUCAGCGGGACUGCCUAGCGGCUGCCCCGCUCAGACCAUGUCAGCGAGAUUGCAUCCGUGCCUGCAGGGCUGGAGCCCGCAUCAUCGAGAUGGCAUGCGGCACGGGCAAGACGCUUGUGAUGCGAAGACUGGCCGAUACUGCUUCAGGCCGCGUCCUGGUGUCGGUCCCGUCCCUCGCUCUGCUCUGGCAGCAUAUUGCGACAUUUCCUGAAUUCUGCCCCGUUGGGACCAGGUAUAACACGAAGAUCGCGUGGGAUGCGCCAGGAUACAUUAGUGUGACCGACUCUGUGCACCUCCUGGGAAACAUCCACUUUUCUGAUAUAUUUGUCGACGAGGCUCAUCAUCCUUUGCCGCCGAUGUUCCCGAAGGGCGACAAUACAUAUUGGUCGGCGGAUUUUUUCUCAGCAACGCAUAAGGCAUGUCCCGACCACUCUUAUGGAAUGGGCCAGGCGAUCGAUGAUGGUGUGUUGUGUGAUUACGACUUGGUUGUGCCAGUGGUGGAUGAUGAGGAGACUACGUUCGCUGCUCUCGCGGGCCUGCUCCUUACGAAGGUGGGGCAUUUCCGGCGCGUCCUUGCAUACUGCAAUUCGAUAGACGAGGCUCUCCUCUUCAAGAACGAGGUGGCGAAGCUUGGACUGGUUGCCUGGCACAUUAACGGCGAGACUCCACGCGCGGAGCGCCAGCGAGUGUUGAAAGCAUUCUCCCGCCCUCUUCAGGGUCCUGCCCACGUGCUUGUGACGGUGCAGGUUCUGGGCGAGGGGAUUAACAUUGGGAGCGCCGAUACGUGUUUGUUCGUGCAGCCCCGGCGCAGCUACGUCAGCAUUGUGCAAGCCGUGGGCCGAGUCCUUAGAUUGCACCCCAGCAAGCCGCUGGCGCAUGUUAUCCUUCCAGCGGUGACACCUCGCCACAGUGGCCAGGAGCAGCCGCUCGGCACCCAAGACGCGCACGGGGAAGCCCACGGUGACCCCGCAGAAACAGAGGCCGAGGCGCUCGGCAACGCUCCGUCCGUGGGCACCGCUGUGUCCAAGUCAACACCUUCUGCCACCAGCUCUAUUCGCCGCGCCGCGAGCUCUAGGCACCCAACGCUGUCCAGCGCGCCUCUACCGUCGCCAUACUUGGCAGAUGAGAGGCGGUAUCGCGCGGAGUCAGGCAGCGCGGAAAAGGAGCGCAAGAGCCUGGCACUGCAAGCUGAGGCCACGAGUGAUGUGCGGGAUGUUCUGGCGUCGCGGUCACAACGUGCUAUUUCACAGCAAAAGGCCAGCAGUGAAUUGGAACGCUUCGUGGCCACCCUGGCGUCAGCAGAUUGCCGUUUCAGAUCAGAGUUGACGCUCGGGUGUAGCAGUCGCAUUUCUUUGUUUGACACCCGAAUAUGCACAGAUCAUCAGGGCAAUGGGAUUCAGGAUUUGGAGCAUCGCGUACGAACUUCCUUGCAAGCGUUGUCUAGAUCGGGCUGCCAGUGGCAGUCAAGAUUGCAUCAGUUGUGCGUGUUCCUGAAGGCCCACGGCAGGUUGCCGACACAGGGCACGGUCGCCGACGAGGAAGAGCUCAGGCUAGCCAAUUGGCUCAAACGGCAAGCCGGACUCUUCAGAUCCCAGCGCCUGGCAGAGGACCGCGAGGCAGCCUUGAGGGGCGUCCACACUUUGGUCUGCAAGAGGUUGUCGGGAGAGCGGCACCAAGACUGGCAGUCCUGGCUUCAGCAGUUGGAGGAGUUCCUGGAGGCCCACGGCAGGCUGCCGACUAAAAGCAAGGUCGUCGACGAGGAAGAGUUCAGGCUAGCCCAGUGGCUCGAACGGCAAGCCAGAUUCUUCAGAUCCCAGCGCCUGGCAGAGGACCGCGAGGCAGCCCUGAAGGGCGUCCACACCUUGGUCUGCGAGAGGUUGUCGGGAGAGCGGCCGCAGCAGGACUGGCAUUCUUGGCUGCAGCAGUUGGAGGAGUUCCUGGAGGCGCACGGCAGGUUGCCAACACACGGCAAGGUCGCCGACGAGAAAGAGCUAAGGAUAGCCCAGUGGCUCAACGCGCAACUCUCACUCUUCGGAUCCCAGCGCCUGGCAGAGGACCGCGAGGCAGCCUUGAGGGGCGUCCACACCUUGGUCUGCGAGAAGUUGUCGGGCGGGCGGCGGCAGAAGGACUGGGAUUCUUGGCUGCAGGAGUUGGAGAAGUUCCUAGAGGUCCAUGACAGGUUGCCGACACACGGCAAGGUCGCCGACGAGGAAGAGUUCAGGUUAGCCCAGUGGCUCGACAAGCAAGCCAGACUCUUCAGAUCCCAGCGCCUGGCAGAGGACCGCAAGGCAGCCCUGAGGGGCGUCCACACCUUGGUCUGCGAGAAGUUAUCGGGAGAGCGGCGGCAGCAGGACUGGCAGUGUUGGCUGCAGCAGUUGGAGGGGUUCCUGGAAGCGCACGGCAGGUUGCCGACACAGUGCAAGGUCGCCGACGAGGAAGAGUUCAGGCUAGCCCGGUGGCUCAAACGGCAAGCCGGAUUCUGCAGAUCCCAGCGCUUGGCAGAGGACCGCGAGGCAGCCUUGAGGGGCGUCCACACUUUGGUCUGCGAGAAGUUGUCGGGAAGGAGCAGUAAAUAUAAGUUGUCGCGAGCGUGGGGCAGGCCGCGAUGACCACAUCCCUCAGGAGGUCCACGGCCAGACCUGUCCUGAUGCCGGUUGGCCAGAGAGCCGAAGUGGCGGCUCCAGCCGUGGCCACGAGGAGUCCCAGGAGGCCCGGGAAAUCGAACGUCGA
Molecule: messenger RNA, 3234 nt
Organism: Prorocentrum cordatum
Lineage: Eukaryota; Dinophyceae; Prorocentrales; Prorocentraceae
Source: the annotation of a GenBank genome assembly